AUGCCAGAAACUCGGGCGCCCUACAUUUUGCUGGGCAACAUCUUCCCGUUUCUGCUGGCGACCGUCUUCUACUUUGGAAGAGUCUACAGUCGAGCAGCGAUCUUACGCACCUUCGGCUGGGACGACUGGCUCCUCACGACAGGCUAUUUUGGCGGUGGCUUGCACGAAGCUGACACACAACCCAGCACCGUCGUGCCUUCUCUCAAGUUGCUUUACGGCACCCUUAUUGCUUACCAAUUCUCACUCUGCUUCACGAAGCUCUCUCUAUGCGCAUUAUAUCUCAAGGUGUUUACAACAAGUCGCUUCAGCCGGGUCUUCCUGUACAGUGUCUUCGCUUUUGUGGCAAUAGCCACCAUCGUCCUUGAAUGCAUUUGCAUCUUUCAAUGCAUCCCCAUCGAAGGUGUCUGGAACAUCACCAUACAAAAGAAAUCGUGUAUCGAUACCAUACCAGCAUUCUAUGCUUCGACAGUGGAAAGCGUCCUCGUGGACGUGCUUCUCAUAGCCUUCGCGGCACCAAAAAUCAUGGGACUCAACCUACAUGCACGCCAAAAGAACGCGCUUCUCUUCACAAUUUGUCUGGGUGGCAUCCCUGUUAUCGCCAGUAUUGUCAGAGCAGUAAGAGUCAGCAGUAUCCUGCACGCAGAGGACAAGACAUGGGUCUCUUUUGAUUCCUCAAUCUGGAGCGCUGUAGACGCCAACGUCUCCAUCAUCUGUGCAUCCGUGCCGUCUCUCAAGCCUCUGCUUAGACAGAUUGCUCCCACCUUCAUGGGUUCCACCUUCGGCACAUCUGCACCAGGAACCAGCGGUCAAUAUGCUAACACCAGAAGAUCAUGGUUGGACAAAUCAUUCGGGAGCAAAGGCUACGAAUUACAUAGUGCACCUCAGUCGGGUGUACACAAUGGUAGUCAACUAGAGCUGGCCAACAAUGCUGGAACAAAUGAUUGGGCAAUCAACAAGGGGCUGAACGACGAAGAUGCGAUCAGCGAAGACAGCAUUCAUGGAGCUCCGAUCAUCACGAAGAGUGUGACCGUUGCGGUAACCAGAGUUGAACCAACGUCGCCUUAA
Aureobasidium uvarum is the source of this 1065-nucleotide messenger RNA. NCBI's taxonomy places the organism in Eukaryota, Fungi, Ascomycota, Dothideomycetes, Dothideales, Saccotheciaceae. The record is from the annotation of a GenBank genome assembly.